Molecule: messenger RNA, 3321 nt
Organism: Gopherus flavomarginatus (Mexican gopher tortoise)
Lineage: Eukaryota; Metazoa; Chordata; Testudines; Testudinidae
Product: mast cell protease 3-like
Exons: 5
Coding region: 58-822 (254 amino acids)
Biological process (GO): proteolysis
Cellular component (GO): cytoplasm; intracellular membrane-bounded organelle
Molecular function (GO): serine-type endopeptidase activity
Source: RefSeq, a predicted model, not a curated record
CUCAUAAGUGACCCCAGAGGCAGACACAUUCGUCUCCUUCCCCAGCUCCCUCUGAAGAUGCUGUUGCUGCUGCUGCUGUUCCCCAUGGCCUUUAUCUUGCCCCCCGAGGCUCAGGCUGGGGAGAUCAUUGGAGGACAGGAAGCCCGGCCUCACUCCAGACCCUACAUGGCUUUUGUGAAAAUAGAGAGAGAAGGGAAAGGAGGAAACAUGUGUGGAGGGUUCCUGAUCCGGGAGGACGUGGUGGUGACGGCAGCUCAUUGUAACUGCAACUUGGGUAACAUCUCCGUGCUGCUGGGGGCCCACAACUUUGCAAUAGAUGAACUGGGAAGACAGAAGAUUUGGGUACGUCACCGAAUCCCCCACCCAGAAUUCAAUGACGAGACAUUUGAAAAUGACAUCAUGCUGCUGCAGCUGUGGAAUAAGGCCGAGAUGACCCAGACUGUGGGCACCAUCCCCCUGUCCCAGGAGAAGGUGAAGAAGGGGGCAGUGUGCAGCGUGGCUGGCUGGGGCCAGACUAGUAUCAGAACAAAUGCCCAGCCCUCCCCGACCCUGCAGGAGGUGGAACUGACGGUCAUGGGGAAAUGUAUGUGUCUAUCUCGGCCUUAUCUGCACUAUGUCCCAUCCAGGAUGCUGUGUGUGGGGGACCCCCAGGAGAGGAAGGCACCAUUCCUGGGUGACUCCGGGGGCCCCCUGGUCUGUGAUGGGAAGGCCCAGGGCAUUGUCUCCCAUGGCACUGGUGACUGGUCAACUCCCAGUGUGUUUACCAGGCUCUCCAAAUACGUGUGCUGGAUCAAGAAAACUCUGCGCAAGCUGAAGCCUUAGAGGGGAACGUCCAUCUCUAGCGUGAGUGGAGAGAUAGAUGGGUAUUGCAAAGCGAUGGCCGGCUGCUGCCUAUCACAGAUGGAUUGAUAGACGGAUGUGUAGCUAAUGAUUUUAGUUUUCUUUGCUCAUUUCCUGUGCGAUGUUAUGAUUAAUUAACGUGUUAUGCUGUUCAUAAUCUUUCUAUGCUGAAUAGAGUUAAAUUGUAGCAUUACAGAAGCAUAAGACUGAUCAGUCAUUGAAGUGAUAAUUAGGGAUCUAAGAAAGGAGGUCUCAAACACAAGGCCUACAGGCUGAGGCCUGUAAGAUUUUAACUUAGCCAUAUUAGGCCAUAAGCUUAAGCAAUGCUUGACAACAGUAAGUGACCAAAGAAUGACCCUAUGCCACAUGAUAACGGGAAAAGAUGUACCCAUGGAGGAUAUUGUAAAAAUUAACAGUAAGAGUAGUUUUUGCUUACAAAAUAUCCAACAGUCAGAUUUUUCUACCACAUGUCCUAACCACAGGGUGUACUAUGUGUGGAAAUGCUAAUGAGUAAUAGUUGGAAUUGCGUUAUAAAAAGAGGAUGCCCAGAUUAGGAAAACUGAGCUCCCUAUUGGAAACCCCAGCAAGAACCAUCCCUCCAUUGAUGCCAGCAGCUAGAAGACAGGGAGCGAAAUUAACAAGCAAACAUGGCAGAGGUGAAGGCACCAACAAAGCUGAGAUACUACAGCAACGGGUAACACAGUCAGGGCAUGGGUGGAAGGAAGGAGGGGAUAGGUGAGGAAGGAAGGAAGGAUGGAGACUUGCAUAUGUGUAGGGAGAGCAGGAGGGAUGGGUGGCAGGAUGGAUAGAUAGAAGGGGUGAAUGGACAUGGAGGUUGUAGGAGGAAGAGAGAGCACAGAAUCAUAGAAUAUCAAGGUUGGAAGGGACCACAGGACUUCAUCUAGUCCAAUUCCCUGCUCAAAGCACGACCAAUCCCCAACUAAAUCCUGAGAUGCACAACCUGCUGUAAGAGGCCUGGAAUAAAGUCUAAGGCCUGAAAUAAAAUCAGACUCUGCUGAAACAAAGUAAAUUUAGCAAGAUUCAGACUAUAAGGAAAAGGUUUCCACAUCCCUUUUAGGGCUUAUGUCCCACCUUCCCACCGUGUUUCCAUUGGCACCAAAGUUUGGCGCCGUCGGCCACUUUGAAAAUGUGUGUGCAUGUGUUUGACUAGGGGAAGUGUUGUGUAUGUUUGUGCUUGGGUACAUAGAGAGAAAAAGGUUGAAAGAAGAGAGUGAGAGAGUUUAAAAAUGAAAAACGAAAGCCUGAGUAAGGUUUAGGAAAAAAAAGGAAAGAAAGGUUAUUGGAUGUGAUUGAGUAAGGAUAGAGGCUGCUAAAGGCAGGUUAUGCAAGAAUAGAAAGAGGUUUUUUUAAGGCUUAGUUAGUUUGAAAGAAGAGAUACCAAAGGCCUAGUUUGCUAGGCUAUUAAAGAAUAGAAAAUUUUGAGAUAAAUGUAAAAGGUGUAUUAAAUAUCAGGGCGGGUUAAGAAUAAAGUUAAAUAAUAUUGAAAACUAAAUUUAUAAAGAAAAUUUACUCAGGCAAAACCUGUUUGAUAAACACAGGAUAAAAAAGCAUUUAAACUAUUAUAUACCAAAGUAGCGACAUAAGCCCUAAAAGGGACAUGGAAACUUGUCAAAAAUGCAUGAUGAUGAAUACUAUCGAGCCGUAUACUACUCAUGUUCUCUGUAUGUGUAUAUAUCUCUCCUUACUAUAUGUUCCAUUCUAUGCAUCCGAUGAAGUGGUCUGUAGCCCAUGAAAGCUUAUGCUCAAAUACAUUUGCUAGUCUCUAAAGUGCCACAAGUACUUCUGUUCUUUAUUCAGUAGAUUAUAACUUUUUCAGUAAUAUCUUAUUUGGUGAAUGGAGUUGGGUGAGGGUCAUCAUUUCUCUGGACAUUCCAGCCAUUGAGUUAGCUAAAAUCUUUUCUCAAUAGUGUUAACUCUUUAGACCUAACCCUUAUAGCAUUGUCUGCAAGGGUUAAAACCAUAGACAGUAAGUCAGAGAGAGACCCCAGGAAGAGAAGGAUGCUAUACCAGACCCAGACAUGCUUAGGGAAAGAGGAAGUGAGUUGGCAGGAUGCCAGGAGAACAGAGUGUGGGCUUUUGAAUUGGGAACAGCAGCUCUUUCUCUUUCCUGUUGACUGGGGAAGGAUGUAAUGAGCAGGCAGCAACACAUGGAGAAUCCAGCGACAUCCAGGCCUAGGAAGGGACUAAACCUUGAACUACAGAUCUGUGUGUAGAACAGGGAAUGCUUAGUCAGAUGCGAUCAGGUAAUUUCUUUAUUGUGAGUUUGUUGGACUUCCCUGUGCUGAGCACGUGUAGCUUUGUUCCUCCUUGUACUGUAACUUUACAAGCUGAAUCCCAGGGAAGCCAUUCUCUGUGGUUUUAAACCCUUUUCUUUAGUUGCUCUGUAACAUCUAGCAACCAAGCAAUGUUCUGCCAGACCUGUUUUCUUUUUGUUUAUUAAAAAUCACUUUUUGAAGAACA